AUGCACAAGGGCGGGCACAGACACCGCUCCUUCCUCCGCGGCGUGCACUUCGCUCUGAUGGCACUUGGACCCUGGGAAGGCCGUGCUGUCGCUUUCGUUCUCGGUUGCGAGAUCGGUGCGUUGCGCCUCCGCAUAACGCUGGCGUCAUCCGCGUCCACGCUAUCAAUGUGCCUCGCGCUCGGAGAGCCCGACGAAGUCGAUGUGCUUCUGGAGACGCACGCUGAAGUUGUUAUACAGCCGCAGUAA
Molecule: messenger RNA, 246 nt
Organism: Sparassis crispa
Lineage: Eukaryota; Fungi; Basidiomycota; Agaricomycetes; Polyporales; Sparassidaceae
Exons: 2
Coding region: 1-246 (81 amino acids)
Source: RefSeq, a predicted model, not a curated record